GCUGGAUGCUCGCUGCCGCCGCUGCUCCCUCUCGUUCUUUGUGUUACGGACUGAUGUGCAACUAAUUAGCGGCGGGCAGGCUGCGCAUCCGAGCCCCCCCAAUAAGGAGCCCGCUCCCGUGAGGAUGCGGCAGGCCGGGCCGACCGGCCGCUCGGCGUCGCCGAGGACGCGCCCCGCGUGGGACUGAGCCCCCCCCUCCCGACCCCCGCCCGCUCGCCGCCACCAUGAACACCAACGUGUGCGUGGAGAGCGGCCCCAACCCCGAGGCGCCGGGGCUGCCCAAGGACAGCCACCUGCCCGAGGGGGCCCUCAACAGCCUUGUGGAUUACAACUCGGAGAUGGAGAGGUACCGCUCCUUCGCCACCUUCUACAAGACCAACGGCGGCGCCUUCCCGCAGGCGGCGAAGAUCGCGCGCAUCACCACCCCCAUCUUCCCCAGCGCCGCCGCCGCCGCCGCCGCCCGCAUCGGCAUGUCCCCCUGGAACUGCGACACCGCCACCGCCGCCGCCGCCACCGCCAUGCUCUGGGGCAGCGGCGGCGGCGGCGGCGGCGCGGCGGGCGGCGGGAGGAAGCCCCCCUCCUCCUCCUCCUCCUCCUCCUCCGCCGCCGUCGCCGCCGCCUCCGCGGCCGCCGCCGCCUCCUCGCUGCACGCCGGCAGGGGCGGCAUGCACCACCGGAGCGACUCGCAGCGCCUGGGCAAGCCCGGCUGCGCGCCGGCCGAGCAGCCCUCGCUGCCCAUGGCCAACGGCAACUUCCUCUCCGGCCUGGCCCCCGAGCACUGCCGGCCGCUGGCGGGCGAGUGCAUGAACAAGCUCAAGUGCGGCGCCGCCGAAGCCGACAUCAUGAACCUCCCCGAGCGCGUCGGCACCUUCUCGGCUAUCCCGGCGCUGGGCGGCCUCUCGCUGCCGCCCGGGGUCAUCGUCAUGACGGCCCUGCACUCCCCCGCCGCGGCCUCGGCCGCCGUCACAGACAGCGCCUUCCAGAUCGCCAACCUGGCGGACUGCCCGCAGAGCCACGCCUCGGCCGCCCCCGCCUCCGCCCUGGGGGCCGGGGCCGGGGCGGGCAACCCCGCCAAGAAGAAGCGGAAACGCUGCGGGGUGUGCGUGCCCUGCAAGCGGCUCAUCAACUGUGGAGUCUGCAGCAGUUGCAGGAACCGCAAAACGGGACACCAGAUCUGCAAAUUUAGGAAAUGUGAAGAGCUUAAGAAAAAACCUGGCACUUCGCUAGAGGUCAGAGGAGAUGAUUUCUUUUUCCCCAGCCUCCCGCCGUCCCUCCUCAACCCCCUGCCCCCGCCCCUGCAGUGCUUCUUGUCUAGCUUCAAGAUGCAGCACCCGUUCUCCGAGGCCUCCUUCAGGCUCUGAGGGUGCCCCCGCCGCCGGCGCGGCCCCUCGCCCGCCGCCCCCGGUCCCUCACCCCGCCGCGCCCGGCCCCGGCCCCGCCGCCCCGCGGCCGCUCCCCUGCGGGUUGCGGGGUCGGAGGCCGCGCCCUGCCCGUCGCCCCGUGUCGUGCGGAGCCGAGCCGAGGUUCUGCUCGCCCGGUGCGCCCGCUGCGUGACCCAGCAGACUGAUGGCCGGCUGGUUUCGCUGUUUUUGUUUGUUUGUUUGUUUUCCUUUUUUCCUUUUUCUUUUCCUGGAGAUCGUGGUCGCUUCGGGGCAGUUUUAGGGCCGGGGUGGUGGGGAGAGGGAGAGCUGGAGCUGAGCGGUGCCCCAGCAAAAGUCUGAGGAAGCAUUGGCUCACCCAUCUAGGGCCGGCCGGUGGCAGAGUUGGUGCUGUGACACGUGCCCAUGUAGUACGUUUGGCAGAGUUUCUCUAUCCUGGCGUGGGGAGCAUGGUGGGGAAAUAGCAGGGGUGUACUGGGCUGUCAGCUGUCUGACCUGCAUCCACACUUGUCUUUACACUGUGCCACUGGAUGUGAUGGAUAUGCCCAGCACUCCUGGCUGUGCCGACAGGGUCCCAUGUUGGCAGAGGUUUUGAUGAACGUGCCAAGCCCGACAGACAAUGGAAGGCAGAACACCUGCUGCAUGGAGCACGACCGGGGCUCAUUGUUGGUAGGCAGGGGAAUGAGGAGAGGGAAGCCCAGUAAUCACACUUAAUCUCUUGUCAUUAUUAAAAUGAUAGCGUUGCUGGCAAGGUGCUUACAUUGGAUGUGUCUGGAGGUGUUGAGGAUGAUGGAUUCAGUGCAGAGGAGCAGUGCACGUGGAGUGACAUUAGGAUCUGUAGUAACAGAAAUGAGCAGCUAAGUGAGACGGUGCUCCUUCCCCUGGUGCUGUGGUGGCUCCAUGCAGGCAGGAAUGAGCCAGCCUAGAGAGUGGGGGAAGGUAGCAAGAGCCUGCUGGUCUGUCCUGCGUUACAUCAACAUGGGUAGCAGUGUUGGUGUUGGCACUGCCAUGGGACACUUGGGUUUGAAGUGACAGGUGGUUGAUGGUGUUAACUCUUCUGUAGCCAGCCUUGCCACUCUCACCAAUGAGAAGGAAUCACUGGUUAGAGGGAAUCACUGGUGUGAGGGACCUACUCUUGCUGGAGUUUGCUCUGUAUCUCUGCAUGCUCUCAGCUGUCGUUGCGCAUGCGUAGUAGCCCAGCAUUGCUAACCCCAUGCCCAGCACAGAUUCCACACACGAGAAACCAAAUAGGCUCAGCAGCUCACGGCUUUCUUGGUAACGCCUUGGCUGAUUUUGUAGAAAGUCUGCAAGGAAGACACAGGGCUCUCUGGUUGGGCUUUGCCAGCCUGAGUGCUGCUGGGCUGAACAUGAUGAAUUACGGCUUCUGAGGGCUCAUCGACCUGUCUGGAAAGUGAGAUGUCUUGGGAAAUGUGCUUGCACGCUCGCAGAUCUUCCAGUGGGCUCACGUGCUUCCCUGGCUGCAUCUCCAGAGCUUCCUCACUCCUGAUGGAGGGGUUUGGCAGCCUUAAAAGCUGCUAAGGAGCGCUACCCGAUAGAAUUGCUUAAUCAGUGUGACUGAAAAAGCAUGGAUUUACUAGCCACACGGCUGCUUUCCUAACCAACUCCCUUCACUUCUCUUCAUUCCCUCUCCCUGCUGGUUUUCCGUCAGCCACACGAACGCAGGUCUCUGGUCCCACCUGUAGAGGUGUCAGCCGAGCAUCACCUCAUGCCACAAAUACGUCACAGAGCGUGGCUUCUUUCCUUGCACAAACAGCGGUAGGAUCAGUAGGCGAGGAAAGUCCCAAACGGAGCAGCCUUCCCUUGAGGUUGUUUCUCAUUUCCCUUUUGUUCUUUUCUUCUCUUCAACCACAUAACGGAGCGUGGCGGUUAUGGCCAGGGUGGGUGGGUGGGUGUCCCGGUGCGUCCUUAAGGUGUGAGUGUUGUGCUCAGCGUGGCUGUGAGUUGUGGAGAUGGCUUGAGGCAGGGGUGGGACUGUGCUUAAAAACAAAAUAAACGGAGAGCGAGAAUAAUAACAAUAAACAGCAAACUGAUUGAUCCCACUGCAAGCAUUUCUCUCGUUUUUCCUUUAAAUUCGUUCUUCUGUGUGACACAACUCUCAAGGUCAGUACACCGAGUGGAAGAGAUUCACACUAAUGUGUUCCAGCCCCCAACCCUUACAUUUUUAAUGGCGUGCUUCCCUCCCAGCAUUUUUUUAAAACACUUGACCUAUUUUUUCCUAUUUUUCUCGUACGGUUUUCACCCGCAAAGUGUCCCAACACUCUCGUAUUUUACAUAGUACGUUAAUAUUACUAGGAGAUUUUAUGUACGGUAAUAAUAAAUCUGUAAAACUCA
This is a messenger RNA of Coturnix japonica (Japanese quail), 3731 nucleotides long. The record is from RefSeq and is a predicted model, not a curated record. NCBI's taxonomy places the organism in Eukaryota, Metazoa, Chordata, Aves, Galliformes, Phasianidae.